AUGAGGCUCUUUGAAUGGUGGAAUUCUGGGACUUCUGGGCCUCACCUCAAACUCCCAAAGUGUGUUAUUUUCUCUGUUUCUUUCCUCCAGCAAGAAAGACUCUUACAUCAGCCUUCAUUUCCCCUCUCUUCCUCUAGCUCUCGCUCUCUUUUUUUCCACUCCCAGAAAGUCCUCACGAGGAAGAGGUCAGCGCCUUCAGUACUGAAUGCCUUAACUCACAGCGGUAGAUGUGGAAUAUUUCCUGAAACUGAUGGUUUCAUAGUAUCAAGAGAAGAACUUGCAAAAACAUGUCGAAAAGGGAUGAAUGUUCUGACGGUUCAACAGAUUUUACACCAUGUCUCCUUUUUGCUGCUGGCCGCUGCUGUGCGAUGUCAAGUUAACCCAGAAAUGUGUCGGUAUCCUCUUGGUAUGACCGGUGGGCAGAUUCAGGACGAAGACAUCUCUGCAUCCAGUCAGUGGUCCGAGUCAACGGCUGCAAGAUUCGGCAGACUUGACCUGGAUAACGGAGACGGUGAUGGAGCCUGGUGUCCUGACAUCAUGUCAGAGCCAGACGGCCUCAAAGAGUACCUCCAGGUGGACCUGCGCUCACUGCACUUCAUCACACUGGUGGGCACUCAAGGUCGCCAUGCGGACGGGAUGGGUAAAGAGUUUGCCCAGAGAUACAGGAUCAAGUACAGCCGUGACGGCAGCAACUGGGUGGGCUGGCAUGAUAGGAAGGGAAGGCAGGUGAUCGAGGGGAACAGGAAUGCGUAUGAUGUGGUGCUGAAGGAUCUGGAGCCUCCGAUCAUAGCCCGGUUUGUGCGCUUCAUGCCUGUGACGGAUCACUCCAUGAUCGUGUGUAUGAGAGUGGAGCUCUACGGCUGUGAAUGGCUUGAUGGCCUGAUGUCCUACAGUAUUCCAGAGGGACAUCAAAUGAUCUACAGAGGCCUGGAUGUCUACUUUAAUGACUCUGUGUACGAUGGAGCAUCCGCUGAAAGACCAACAAAAGGCCUGGGCCAGCUGACAGACGGUACAUGGGGUCUGGGUGAUUUCCUCCACAGCCACAUCUACGGCAUGUGGCCCGGCUACGACUACGUGGGCUGGAACAACAAGAGCUUCCCUAAAGGUUACGUAGAGAUGAUCUUUGAGUUCGACCACGUCCGAAACUUCACCUCCAUGAAGGUUCACUGUAACAACAUGUUCAGCAGAGGUGUGAGGGUGUUCAGACAGGCUGGUUGUUACUUCCGCUCGGGAUCAGACUGGGAGGCUGACCCCGUGACCUUCAGGCCGGCCGUAGACCAUGUGAGCCAGAGCGCCCGCUUUGUCACUGUGUCGCUUGGAGACCGCACUGCCAAUGCAAUCAAGUGCCGCUUCCACUUCAGCGAUGAGUGGUUGCUGUUCAGUGAGGUCGCCUUCCAGUCAGGCUCAGCAGUGUACAACAAUUCUCUAACUCCUCGCAAACAUGGACACCCCACAAACACACUGCCAGGAGAUGAUCCGACUCAUAAAGUGGACGACAGCAACACCAGAAUCCUGAUUGGCUGCCUGGUGGCCAUCAUCGCCAUCCUUUUGACCAUCAUAGUCAUCAUACUGUGGAGGCAGGUGUGGCAAAGGCUGCUGGAGAAGGCAUCUCGCCGGAUCCUGGAUGAUGAACUGACAGCUCGCCUUGCAGUCCAGUCUCAGGCCUUCUCCUCCCUUCACUCAUCUCUGACCAGCGAUGGCGGCUCCACCUCCAACUCCACCUACGAGAGAAUCUUUCCUCUCUGCGCCGACUACCAGGAACCUUCACGUCUCAUCCGGAAACUACCUGAGUUUGCUCAGUCCACAGAUCAUCUUGGGCCAAUCUCCUCCCGUAAAGCUCCUGCAGCUGGUGGUUCAGAGGGAGCUCCUCAUUAUGCUGAGGCAGACAUCAUCAGCCUGCAGGAGUCCUCAGACAGCAGCACAAACUCCAUCACAGCCGUCAACAUGAAUCUGUUCGCUGGCACCGAUUCCACCAUGAGAGAGUUCCCCAGACACAAGCUCACCUUCAAGGAGAAGCUGGGAGAGGGCCAGUUUGGAGAAGUACACUUGUGUGAGGCAGAGGGCAUGCAGGACUUUCUGGAUGAGGAUUUGGCUGUAGAGGGAAACUCUGAGUCACCUCUGCUGGUGGCUGUGAAAACACUCCGGGAAGAUGCCAAUAAGAAUGCAAGGAACGACUUCCUGAAAGAGAUCCGCAUCAUGUCUCGCCUGAGGGACCCAAACAUUGUGCGUCUGCUGGCGGUGUGUGUGGACACAGACCCGCUGUGUAUGAUCACUGAGUACAUGGAGAACGGAGAUCUGAACCAGUUCCUGUGCAGCCUGAGACGUAAAGAGUGUGCGGAUGAAAAUAGAGCAGAACAAGAAGAGACAGAUGGAAAGAGUAUGGCCAGUAAACUCAUCGGCAUGGCUGUGCAGAUUGCAUCAGGUAUGAAGUACCUAUCAUCUUUAAACUUCGUCCACCGUGAUCUGGCGACACGAAACUGUCUUGUGGGGAAAAACUUAACCAUAAAGAUCGCUGACUUCGGCAUGAGCAGAAACCUGUACAGAGGAGAUUACUACAGGAUCCAGGGCCGAGCCGUGCUGCCCAUUCGUUGGAUGUCGUGGGAGAGCAUCCUGCUGGGUAAGUUCACCAUGGCCAGUGACGUGUGGGCGUUCGGUGUGACUCUAUGGGAGAUCCUGACUCUGUGUAAGGAGCAGCCGUACUCACAGCUCUCUGAUGAGCAGGUCAUUGAAAACACAGGAGAGUUCUUCAGGGACCAGGGCAAACAGGUGUACCUACCCAAGCCUCCCUAUUGUCCUGACUCAGUCUACAAUGAUCUGAUGCUGAGCUGCUGGAGGAGGAAUGCCAAGCAGAGGCCAAGCUUUCAUGAUAUCCACGCUCAGCUGACGGAGAGUCUAGCGUAGCAGACAGGACAGAUCUUCUCUCUGCCCUGCACUGCCACAUUUUCUCCCUUCAGUCUGGAAAGUCUGAAACAACCAAUGAAAUGUUUCUCAUUAGUUUUUUUGCCUACUUACCACAAUGAUGCUGUAACUGGGAAGAUAUGAGGGGUGGUAUAAACUUGAACAGAGCUUUAAAUCAUAGAUAUGCAAGUUAGCACUAUUUACACAUAUGAGUAUUUAUUGAAUUAUUUUUCUUUCCUAUGUCAUGUCUCUCUUUUGACUACUCAAUGUCAGUCUCCGGUUAUAAGAAGCAUUUUUUUUUUUUUUUUUUUUUUU
Molecule: messenger RNA, 3213 nt
Organism: Notolabrus celidotus (New Zealand spotty)
Lineage: Eukaryota; Metazoa; Chordata; Actinopteri; Labriformes; Labridae
Product: discoidin domain-containing receptor 2-like
Exons: 19
Coding region: 1-2901 (966 amino acids)
Biological process (GO): protein phosphorylation; positive regulation of kinase activity; cell surface receptor protein tyrosine kinase signaling pathway
Cellular component (GO): signaling receptor complex; membrane
Molecular function (GO): protein tyrosine kinase collagen receptor activity; collagen binding; ATP binding
Source: RefSeq, a predicted model, not a curated record